CACAGUAUCGAGGGAGCCUCGUCUUCUCUUUGCUGUUCAUUAGGCUCAUGAUCUCCAGCUCCUCGUCCGCCAUACCGCAGCGCCAGGAAAGCCAGACCCACGAUCCCGCCCCCUACCGCUCGUCCAGCCGGCACCGGUUGUCUGGCUCCGUGCCGCGGUCUCAGACAUCAGCAGCAUCGGCGUCGACCUCGGCGUCAGCGCCGGAUUCCCAGCCCAGCGCCAACAGGAGCACCGCCGCCCAGUCGGCGCAGCAGGGCCAGGCGCUGGCAGCGCAGUCGACUUCGCGCUCGGCAUCCUCUGGCGGAGCGUCGCGCUUCCCCUCGCCGCCGCCGUCCUCGUCUCCAGCCGCUGUUCCCGGCCCUGUUGCCGCCGACGAUGAGAAUCGAGCGUCCAUGGCAUCCCAGAUUGGAGACGGCGUCUCCGCAGCUGGCCAGCACCAGCACCAACCUCCGACAGCCUCAGACCCGACAGCGCCUCAGAACCAACAGCCCUCGCCCGCGUCGGAUGAUUAUCCUCUAAGAUCUGGCCAGGCCGCCGGCUCCGACUCGUACCUGGUCUCGUCCACGUCUGCCUCGUCCGUCCCCGAACAGAAUGUGGUCCACAUCCGCGAUCUCGCGCACAUAGAAAAGCUCGCCGAAGCCGACUUGGCUGGCGAUGGGGGCCAGUCCGGCAUCCUCCACGACCCGCCGCUGCAUCAGACCAAGUACGAGAUUAGCGCAAUGCCUAUUGGCGAUGUCAUCGAAAUGGUGGCCGCUCUGUUGACCAAGAUCACUACUACAAACGAUCUGCAGCACGACGCCAUGCAGCGCAAUGUUGCCCACCAGCAGCAGGCCAACCAGAACGCAGACGCCCACGGCGGUUCCCAGAUGAGUCCGCUUAGCCACUCGGUGCUUGCGUUCCACGGCAAAAACGUUCCCGCCAUCACCAUCUUGAGCUACCUCUCGCGCAUCGACAAGUACUGCCCGACUACUUAUGAAGUAUUCUUGAGUCUGCUAGUCUACUUUGACCGCAUGACGGAAAAGGUCAAUGACAUGGUGUCUCGAACCGAGGGCAGCAGACGGUCAUCGGCAUCGCGGCCGCGAGGGGCCAUGUCCGUCGCGUCCCAUGAUACCCCGAUGGGCGAUGCCUCGAGGAGCCCUGAUGAGAGCGACGAAGAUCUUGCCGACGACGAAAGUGACGACGACGACGACGAGGUCAUGGUUGACCCGCCGUCUAGAUACGCUCGCUCGGCAGGCAGAGGUGCGACACCCGCGGCUGAGCGCUCCCUUGGCUUGCCAACCCCAGCGGCGUAUUUCGUGGUUGACAGCUUCAAUAUCCACCGAUUGAUCAUUGCCGGAGUAACUUGCUCCAGCAAAUUCUUCUCGGAUGUCUUUUACACCAAUUCUCGAUAUGCAAAGGUUGGCGGACUUCCUCUGCCGGAGUUGAACCACUUGGAACUCCAGUUCCUGGUGCUCAACGACUUCCGACUUGCCAUUCCAGUGGAAGAGCUGGAGGCAUAUGCCACGAUGCUCGUUGAAUUUUACGCUCGAGAAGUGGUGGCUCCUCGGAGCCGCCACACGUAGUCGCGGGACACGGCAAAAUUCGCGAAAACAAAAAUUAAAGCGGAAGAGAGCAACGCGAUAGCCGACAGAUCUUUGCGAUGGGCUCGGUAACAUGAGCAAGCCGUGUUUUGGAUCUUGAUUGGUAUGGCGUGCUCUAUCUCGAAGCCUCGAUCAGGACAACGAUAUCUUGCAAAGCACCUGUGGGAAACAACCUCUUAUCAAAGAUUGGCCGUGGCCGAUUGAGCCAAGAGAAGGCAGAAUUCUUUUGCAGUUCCUGGCGGAUCUUACACACACCGCAUUAGGAGACAAGGAACAUGUUUGGAAGCGAGUCAAUGGGUAUGAGUAGGCCUUUUAUACGGUCUCAAACUUGCAGACUAUGGACUAUUUAUCAGCGAGUUGAAAGAGGAGGUACAUUGGCAUGUCAUGGGCAUGUCAACUUGGCCCUGGCCUGAACGGCAAGACUAUAGACGGUUUCUAAUUGGGCGAUGGGGAAGAGAGGGAGCCGUGUUUGUAUGUGUGCGCGCAUAUGUUAGCAAACGGUACUACUUUGGCUAGACAAGGGAGAUGGCACAGCUGCACAAGACAGAGAGCAAGGAGUGGACGGUUGUUUAUGAGAGCUCUGAUGGGAUUGGCGAAUUCAUUGCAAUGGCGCAGGGGGGUUUGAUGGGCCUUGGUCUUUGUUAUUCUUUUUAUUUUCUCUUCUCCUGUUAUUCGUUUGAAAGGUUUUAAACAGGGAGGGUUGUGAUGAAGGACGAUGACAUUGAGAUUUAAAUAUGCUAGAUAGAUUUUUUGACGAUAGCACAAUAUGAUAUACUACGCUCUGGUUAUGAUGCUCUGGUUAUGAA
Trichoderma atroviride IMI 206040 is the source of this 2386-nucleotide messenger RNA. RefSeq lists its product as uncharacterized. Lineage: Eukaryota; Fungi; Ascomycota; Sordariomycetes; Hypocreales; Hypocreaceae. Gene Ontology annotation, molecular function: protein kinase binding; cyclin-dependent protein serine/threonine kinase regulator activity. Gene Ontology annotation, cellular component: cyclin-dependent protein kinase holoenzyme complex; nucleus. Gene Ontology annotation, biological process: regulation of cyclin-dependent protein serine/threonine kinase activity. The record is from RefSeq and is a predicted model, not a curated record.